This is a messenger RNA of Hevea brasiliensis (rubber tree), 1296 nucleotides long. Its product is annotated as aspartic proteinase CDR1-like. Gene Ontology annotation, cellular component: extracellular region. Bases 1 to 1296 code for a protein of 431 amino acids. Gene Ontology annotation, biological process: proteolysis. Lineage: Eukaryota; Viridiplantae; Streptophyta; Magnoliopsida; Malpighiales; Euphorbiaceae. The record is from RefSeq and is a predicted model, not a curated record. Gene Ontology annotation, molecular function: aspartic-type endopeptidase activity. The transcript has a single exon.
AUGGCAACCUCUGCAGCUUUAGCCAUUUUUGCACUUUGUCUCUCUUGCUUAGUCUCCUUUGAUGCUGCCUCUAAACCUAGCCAGGGCUUUAGUGUGGAACUAAUUAACAGAGACUCACCAAACUCUCCCUUCUACAAUCCUGAAGAAACUCGCACUCAACGCUUGGCUAAUGCUUUUCGUCGAUCGAUAAGCCGUGUCCAUCAUUUUAGCCCUGAAAGUCAAAUAUCUACCAAAGCCGCAGAGUCUGAUGUAUUCUCAAACCAAGGUGAUUAUCUCAUGAGAAUUUCAAUUGGCACACCACCUUUUGAAAUUCUAGCCAUAGCAGACACAGGCAGUGACCUUAUAUGGACACAAUGUGAGCCCUGCAGUAAUUGUUAUCAACAAAAUGUUCCUCUUUUUAAUCCAAAAUCUUCCUCAACUUAUAGAGACUUCUCCUGCUCUUCAAGACAAUGUACAACAACGAGUGGAACCAAAGAUUGUGACAGUGAUGGGAUUUGCCAUUAUGAGGCUUCUUAUGGAGACGGCUCCUUCACUAAUGGAAAUCUUGCAGCUGAGACCAUCACCUUGGAUUCUACAAGUGGCCCCCCUGUGUCUUUCCCUAAUUCUAUAAUUGGUUGUGGACAUAACGAUGGAGGAACCUUUGGACCCGAAGGUUCAGGCAUUGUUGGACUUGGAGGUGGUUCUGUUUCCCUUGUUUCUCAACUGGGUUCUACCAUUGGUGGCAAAUUUUCCUACUGUUUGGUGCCAGCAACAGCAAACUCAAGCAAGUUGAAUUUUGGAAGCAAUGCGGUGGUUUCAGGAACAGGAGUCCAGUCGACCCCAUUAACCUUCCAAAUUCUUAAAACCUUCUACUUUCUGACACUGGAGGCUAUAAGUGUUGGACACCAAAGAGUAGAAUUUCCUGGUUCUACCCCUGGAACCGGAAACAUUAUUAUUGAUUCUGGAACCACAUUGACGUUAGUCCCAGAAGACUUUUUCUCAGAUUUGUCUUCAGCAGUUGAUAAUGUGAUCCGUGGACAACGCGCCAAUGACCCCACCGGCACUUUCAGUCUCUGCUAUAGUAUUCAAUCUGAUCUAAAUAUUCCUACAUUGACAGCCCAUUUCACUGGUGCAGAUUUGGAGCUGCAACCUCUAAACACAUUUCUUCCAGUUUCUGAUGAUGUUACUUGUCUUGCUUUUGUGCCUAAUAGUCAAAUUGCAAUAUUUGGUAACGUGGCGCAGACGAACUUCUUGAUAGGAUAUGAUCUUGAAGGGAAAACCGUGUCCUUUAAGCCAACUGAUUGCACCACUGAGUAA